AAAGGAGGAAGAGCAGCUUUUCUCGCUGAACCAUGAAGAGCAGACGGCACUUUUUGACCCUCGUCUCCUUUCUGUUGACCUUACCUGUAUCUUCCCUAAAUGAAGGUCUUCAGAUCCGAUUAGCUGGUCCUGGAUACACUCGGUGCUCUGGAAGAGUUGAACUAUAUAAAAACAACAGCUGGGGAACAAUCUGUGAUAACAAAUGGAGCAUGUCUGAUGCUAAGGUGGUAUGCCGACAGUUGGGCUGUGGUAAGACAGUGGAGGCCUCUGUAGCAGCACGUUUUGGAAGAGGAACUGGCAAAAUCUGGCUCAAUAAUUUGGAAUGUUCGGGAGAUGAACGCUUUCUAAGUGACUGUAAGCACAAAGAAUACGGGGAGAAUGACUGUACACACAGCAGGGAUGCUGGUGUCAUCUGUAAAUUGAUCAAAUUGAAUCGCGGCGAUCGUUGCUCUGGAAAAGUUGUAAUUUAUCACCAAAAGGAGUGGGGAACAGUCUGCGACAACUCCUGGGACUUAAAUGAUGCUGAGGUGGUUUGCAGACACUUGAACUGUGGCACAGCGAUGGCUGCCACUCAAGGCGCACGUUUUGGUCUACCUUAUGGAAAAAUUAAAAUCUGGCUUGAUCGCGUGGCCUGUUCAGGAAGUGAAGAUUCUCUAACUGAGUGUCAGCACAGUGGAUUUGGGAAAACUGAUUGUUCACACAGGAAAGAUGCUGGUGUUGUCUGUUCAGCAAGCCUCCCUAAGCCCAGCAUCUCCGUGAAUCCCUCUUCUGUGGUCAGCUGGGGUCAGAAUGUCAGCAUCACUUGUUCAAUCUCAGAUGAGCAUAAAAGUGAAACAUUUAUUCUUAAGAAGAGUCCAGGCUCAUUCAGAGCGACGGAGAAGUCAAGUUCCAACUCUGCUACAUUCAGGAUCCAUACAGUGGACUUUGAUCAUGAGGGUUCGUAUCAGUGUCAGUAUGAGAGAAACAUUUCAAAUGAAAUGUUCAGCUCUGCCUUAAGUGACCCUGUGAGACUCUCUGUUACUGUGCCUUUGUCGCUGCUGUAUUCAUCAAUAGCUGGUGGGAUCCUGCUGCUGCUCCUGCUGGUCCUGGUGGUUUAUCUGGACCGCAGGAGAAGAAGAGGAAAGGCCAAGCAGCCAGGAGCCCUCACCUUAAGUCAAUUGUCCGUCACAGCCAGGAACAAGUAUGAAGAUGACACGAACCACGACAAUAUGAACUUUGAUUCAGGAGAAAUUAACAAGGAACUCACAGAGGAAGUGGGCGAAGUGGCAGAUGAUGCUUAUGAGAAGCCAGAGAGAGAUGAAGAUCAUUUUUAUGAUGUAGUGGGCCCCAGUAACCUUAAUGUGAAGUCCAAGGAGGUUUGUGCCAGUGUAAAGAAAAACAGAGACGAUAAGGAAGAAGACGACGAAAAUGACUACGUAGAUGUAACUCUGCCAUUUUAAAACGUUUAUGGAGAAAUGGAAAAUAUUUAUCAAAACAUUUAGGUCAGGAUGAUUACUAAACAGAUUUCCCAAAUUGAAAUGAAAAUUACCAGUAAAAAACCUGUGCUAAAUGUUGAUUGAUGCUGUACUGAUUCUCUGUAUACAUUAAUGAUGUGAUUCGUUUUGGACCAUGUCCAGAGUAACAAUAACCGUUGUAAUAUGGGGCAAAAUGACUACAUUUGAGAAAAUUCUUUGAUUUAGACAAAAAGCUUCACCCAUGUCUGCCGAACCACAUUUUCCAUUUUCAAUGUUUGUAGUUUUCUUCACUCACUAUAUUUAAAAAAAAAAAAAUCUUUACAAAAUAUUACCAUAAGCUUUUAGAUGGAAAGAGAGAUUGUAACAUAGUGUGUAUGUAUACUUGAGGCACUUAAAGCAAUAAAGCAGAAUGAUGACCAAGCUGUUAAUGUUUGGUGCAUCAAAGGAAAGUUGCAAUGUGUAAGAUCAGUCAGCUUCUAGCUAGAUUUUAAUGUUUGUUAUUUACACUGCACAAAAUUCUCACAUAAAACAGAUCUGGCAUCAACCGGCAGUCCAAAAAUAAUAGAGAACUGUAAAUUUCAACGACAAAACCAAAAACAUUUUCAUCCUGUCUUUUAUGCUUGGCAUGUAAAAUAAAAAAUUGUUUUCAUAAUUUGACAGAUUGU
Molecule: messenger RNA, 2119 nt
Organism: Limanda limanda (common dab)
Lineage: Eukaryota; Metazoa; Chordata; Actinopteri; Pleuronectiformes; Pleuronectidae
Product: deleted in malignant brain tumors 1 protein-like
Exons: 7
Coding region: 33-1439 (468 amino acids)
Cellular component (GO): membrane
Source: RefSeq, a predicted model, not a curated record